Phragmites australis (common reed) is the source of this 1533-nucleotide messenger RNA. RefSeq names its product putative glucan endo-1,3-beta-glucosidase GVI. Bases 236 to 1312 code for a protein of 358 amino acids. The record is from RefSeq and is a predicted model, not a curated record. NCBI's taxonomy places the organism in Eukaryota, Viridiplantae, Streptophyta, Magnoliopsida, Poales, Poaceae. Gene Ontology annotation, biological process: carbohydrate metabolic process. Gene Ontology annotation, molecular function: hydrolase activity, hydrolyzing O-glycosyl compounds. Gene Ontology annotation, cellular component: plasma membrane. The transcript is spliced from 2 exons.
CAUGCAUGUGUGCAGAUGCUGAACCGAGUCUUGCAGUUUGGUGGCUGGCUCCCAAUUUGAUAAUGGGCGCAUACCGCCCACUCUUGCACGCACGCACGUAACUGAGCAGUUGCACUUGCCCAUGCCUUAUAUUAACAGAGCACGGCGCCACAACAAGGGAGAAGAGAGAGAGGCAUAGAGUUCAGGCAUCAGAGAGAAGAGAGAGUUUCAGAGAGAGGAGAAGGGUUUCUGAAGGAUGGCCUGCGGUGGUGCAAGGAUGAUCCCUGCUGCUGGUGUGGGCAGGGUGAUCGCGCCAUGGAUUCUUGCUUGCGUCCUGUUGCUCUGCUCGUCCAUUCUGGGGGCUGAAGGCGCCAUUGGUGUGAACUACGGCAUGCUCGGCAACAACCUGCCGCCGCCGGAGAAGGUUAUCUCCAUGUACAAGGCCAAUAACAUCAGCUACGUGCGGCUCUUCCACCCGGACACGUCCGUGCUUGCCGCGCUCCGCGGCUCCGGCAUCGGCGUCGUCCUGGGCACGCUCAACGAGGACCUAGCCCGCCUCGCGUCCAACGAGUCCUUCGCCGCGUCGUGGGUCGCCUCCUACGUGAAGCCGUUCGCCGGCGCCGUGCAGUUCCGGUACAUCAACGCCGGCAACGAGGUCAUCCCGGGGGAGACCGCCGCGCACGUGCUCCCGGCCAUGCAGAACCUCAAGUCCGCGCUCCAGUCCGCGGGGGUCAGCGGCGUCCCGGUCACGACGGCCGUGGCCACGUCCGUGCUCGGCGCAUCGUACCCUCCGUCGCAGGGCGCGUUCUCCGAGGCGGCCGCGCCGGUGAUGGCGCCGAUCGUCGCCUACCUGUCGUCCAAGGGCACGCCGCUGCUGGUGAACGUGUACCCGUACUUCGCGUACUCGGCCAGCGGGGGGAAUGUGGCCCUGGGCUACGCGCUGCUGUCGGCCGACUCCGGCGCGGCGGCGUCGGUGACGGACGGCGGGGUGGUGUACACCAACAUGUUCGACGCGAUCGUGGACGCGACGCACGCGGCGGUGGAGAAGGCCGGCGCGCAGGGGCUGGAGCUGGUCGUGUCGGAGACCGGGUGGCCGUCGGGCGGCGGCACGGGCGCCAGCGUGGAGAACGCGGCGGCGUACAACAACAACGUGGUGCGGCACAUCGGGGCGGGCACGCCGCGGCGGCCCGGGAAGGCCGUCGAGACGUACCUAUUCGCCAUGUUCAACGAGAACCAGAAGGCCGAGGGCGUGGAGCAGAACUUCGGGCUCUUCAGGCCGGACAUGACCGAGGUCUACCACGUCGACUUCGCCGCGUCCGCGGGAGCCCACUAGGAGCCCACUAGGCUUAGGGCUGGUUCAGAGACUGAUCUCGCGCUGAUCGGUGUUAGAGCGGUGUGUCUAGGUUCACUACGUACGCACUUUGCCGUACGUGUGUGUACGGUGCAUGUCGGUACACGGCAUUAUGGGUUUGUCAUCGUUGCUGAGCACAUUGGAGUCGUGAUUAUUUGUGUUGUUAGUGGUGGUUCGAUUAUAUAUGCUUGUUCGACCCUUUC